Molecule: messenger RNA, 1949 nt
Organism: Myripristis murdjan (pinecone soldierfish)
Lineage: Eukaryota; Metazoa; Chordata; Actinopteri; Holocentriformes; Holocentridae
Gene: phb1
Product: prohibitin
Exons: 7
Coding region: 151-966 (271 amino acids)
Biological process (GO): mitochondrion organization
Cellular component (GO): membrane; mitochondrion
Source: RefSeq, a predicted model, not a curated record
CUUGGAGACGCUCCGUCCAAUCAGAGAGGAGGUUAUUGUGGCUUCGCGCAUGCGCAGUAAACCACACUUCAUGUGUUCUGGUCCCUACGUCGCGUCCGGUGGAGGUCACGCAUAUUCUGUCUUUACCUGAGUGUGACAGGAUUUGGUACCAUGGCCAAACUGUUUGAGUCCAUUGGGAAGCUGGGUCUGGCCCUGGCCAUCGGUGGAGGAGUUGUGAACUCUGCCCUUUUCAAUGUUGACGCCGGACAUAGGGCAGUGAUAUUUGACAGAUUUCGUGGAGUGCAAGACAGCGUUGUUGGUGAAGGCACCCACUUCCUCAUUCCUUGGGUUCAGAAACCAAUCAUCUUUGACUGCCGUUCCCGUCCACGCAACGUGCCUGUCAUCACAGGCAGCAAAGAUCUGCAGAAUGUCAAUAUCACACUGCGAAUCCUCUUCCGGCCGGUGACCGGCCAGCUCCCACGCAUUUUCACCAGUAUUGGAGAGGAUUAUGAUGAGAGGGUGCUGCCAUCCAUCACCACAGAGGUCCUGAAGGCUGUAGUGGCUCGUUUUGACGCUGGUGAGCUCAUCACCCAGAGAGAGCUGGUGUCUCGGCAGGUCAGCGAGGACCUGACAGAAAGAGCCUCCACCUUUGGGCUCAUCUUAGACGAUGUUUCACUGACACACUUGACCUUCGGCAAGGAAUUCACAGAGGCUGUUGAGAUGAAGCAGGUUGCCCAGCAGGAGGCUGAGAGGGCCCGUUUCGUGGUAGAAAAGGCGGAGCAGCAGAAGCAGGCUGCCAUCAUCUCGGCGGAGGGAGACUCUCAGGCUGCCUUGCUCAUCGCCAACUCUCUGAUGGAGGCUGGAGACGGUCUGGUCGAGCUGCGUAAACUGGAGGCAGCUGAGGACAUCGCUUUCCAGCUGUCCCGCUCCCGCAAUGUCACUUACCUGCCUUCAGGCCAGGGCACAUUACUCCAGUUGCCACAGUGAUAGCAUCACACCCCUCUAUCCACCCCUUCUCUCUGUCAGCAUCCGUGGAGGGGGUGGCUAGAAGAUUCAAUAAGGACUCUCCAACUUCACACACACUCCUCCCACUCUUUCUCAAGCCAACUAUAGACUGGCCACUGCUGAUAAUGGCAUCAUGGGAGACAGAGUGAGGGGAGAUACAUGAUGGAUGAAGCUAUGGAGCCCUCUCUCACUUGUGUGUGUGUGGAGGAGUGGGAGGGAGUCAGUCACUAUCUAUGGUAAUCUACAUUAAAGUAGUGUGUUUUGAAACAGAAUCGGCAGUGCAGUAAAUUCUCUCAAGAUUUGUCUUUGUUGAAGAUUCAAAGCACUUCGCAGUCAAAGCAUGUGAUUAUGUGGGGAGGAAAAGAGAUACAGUGAUUCUGUUCCUUGGGACGAAUUUAAAUUCCACAAUAAAAGAGAGGAUCAAUCAGUAAUUUAACGACAGAUGGCACUGGUCUGUUAUUGUAUUGUUGGACAGUUUUCAUGCAAUUGUAUAAGCAUACUGAAAUGUGUAAACAAUGGCUGUACUUUGCCUUUAAGAUGUAAUUGGCCAGAGAUGGUUCAUUAAUUUGACUCAAGUUCUCUUUGUGCAGUCACACUUGCUAGAUGGAGGGUUUAAGCUUUCUUGGAAUAUAUCUGGUUUCUUGCAAAGCAUCCUCAUCAGUAAUGUGCCUCAGCCCUAUCAAGUGUAAUGAAACCUGCCUGUCAGACAGUAGAGGAUGCAGCUUCAUUCUUUACAAAUGUCUCUGUGUCUUUACUUUGCGAGGACGAUAUGUACGCCCCGUGUUCAAAAAUGACUCGACUAAACAAAAAUAAAAUUGUCCUUCUACGUUGCCGUGGUAACACUUGUUGUCAAAGGCCUUUGAGGUGAAUGUAUUCUCUGCUCUGUACCUUCAUAUUUAGCUGCACCACAGGAGGGUGCUCCACGACUGCCAUUCCCUUCUUAUAAAGAAAAAUACACAGUUGCA